AUGAGCGUCCCAAAAACAGUAGCAAACCCCUUGAGGGUCAAAUUGGCUUCGGCCCAAACCCCCCCUGUCCUUGUUUCAGACAAGAAGAAACCGCUGUUCACACCGAAGACCCCAUUGAUUAGUCUGGAUGAACCGGUGAAACCGAAAACCAAUAAACGACAGCGCAGGGAUGUCGUUGACAUGCUGGCAGAGGAGGCCAGCGAACUCACAAGCAGGAUUCCAGACCUCACGGUCAAAGACGCUCUGUCUCGAGUCAUCGAGAUCCUAAUCCACAACGCUAAAGUUCAGGAAGAGAACUCUAGAGUUCUGAUGGAAAACAACAGAGCCUUAAAGACACUGCUUGAAAGAACUGCACCACAACAACCAGAGCAACUACAACAACCACAACCACAACAACCACAACGACAACAACCACAACAACAACAACCGCAACGACAGCAACCACAACCAAAACAACAAAAGCAACCACAACCACUACAAUUCCAUCCAGCGACGACACCGAAAACCAGUGGGACGCAAGGCGGACACCAUCGAGAUUGCGCAACUUCCUCCCCAGGAAGAAGUGCAAGAAGUACAACCGGUGACCCUUGCGUCAAAAGUUCUCACAAAGAAGCUGACAGUGAACCCUCAGCCACCACAGCACCACAAGAUUGCUGUCCUGCGAUUCAGUCGCAUGGCAGCAAGAACCAAGGUGAAUGCAACAGAAUGGAGGACGAUUCUCAAGGAGAAACAGAUCGUCCCGAUCACAAUCCUCUUCCCGUACCACAAUACGGUGGAGAUUGUGGUCCCCCUCGAACAGGAACAACAAACGAGGGCUUUCUUUGCAACGGUGGACAGAACACCGGAGGAUCCCAACCCGUACGCGAGACGGGAUGGGAAGAAGGAGAAGCUCACCGACGAGUCCCUGCUGAAGCAGAUCAAGACUCGUAUCCAGAUGCUCAAGUUCGAAAGAACGAUGAUCGGAGCAAGGUACAUCCAAGCGACGAUCGAGGCUGGAAUCCAGCUUCUAUCAAAAGGGAAACCGGAGAUAGAAGCCGAACUCCAGAAGGUCAUCAAGGAGAGGAAGAUGAGCACCGUAAAACGUGCAUCACCCUCAAACCAAGACGACCAGCCAAUGUCACAGUUGCUACAAUAAACGUUCGUCACUUCAACGACGCAAAGUCCGCGAAAGUGCGAAAGCUUAUCGAAAAGCAUUCUGUCGACUUGGCUAUCCUCACGGAGACGAGUCAGACGGUCCAUAGACCACUAGUAGGAAAAGGAAAACCAUUCAUGGUUGUUGGACAAGGAGAUGCAAGUUCUGGAGUAGCUGUAGUGUUUGAAUCCGAUAAGGUUGACGGCCCACAACUACAAAAGACUCGCAUUCUCCAAAUCCUUCUUCCAAAUGGUGUGAACGUUGUUGGUGGCUAUGGACCGACUGAGCAAGCACCUGGAUACGAGAAGAUCAAGUUUUGGAGCGAGAUCAAGGCCAUCGUUGAAGCAUCAACGCAGCAACACGCUGCUACGAUCUUCAUCGGUGACUUGAACGCGGGACACGAGAAGCAGAUCGGCGGGAAGCGAGAAGACGGCCCGUCCAACUACGAGAGGUUGCAAGAGGCAAUACAGCUCAGCAACCUCAAGAUCGUCCCGUCUCCUCCAACAUGGAAAUCAGCAAGAUCAACUCGGCCGACGAGAACACUGGACCGAUGCCUGGUGCAGUCGAGAGGGGAUUUCACAGCUGAGAGCUUUUUGGAUUGGGAAGACAACCUAUCUGACCAUGCGGUCCUUAUCACAAAGGUGAUACUUUGCGAUAUCGACAGAAACAAGGGUCGCCCAUACCAUAAGCCUCAGCUCCCCAGAAGCUCGAUGGAAUAUCUGUGGGAUGCUGCAAAGCAAAGACUCAAACAACUACCACAACAACAACAGAAUGGCAAUGACGAGAACCCACUACGCCGGUUCUGGAAAGCGCUGCACGACGACGAGAUGAGCACACGCCAACCGCUGACAAUCACUGACGACCAAGACAACCCACUUGGCCCGGAGGAAGCAGUAGAAAGCUGUGCAAGUUAUCUCAGGACUGUCUGGAGUGAGGCGGACCCUUACACGGUUCACUACACCGCCAACAGUAUCCGGUCUCAACCCCCAACACUUGAAGAAGUAGAGAUCGCGGUGAAGGAGAUUAAGAAAGACACCGCGCUGGGGAGGGACAAGAUACAAGCGACCCUGGUGAAGGAGUCUUCAGAAGCUGCGAAUAUCUAUACAGAUCUAUUCAAAGCUCUCUGGAACACUCCGGAAACGGUACCGCGCGAAUGGAAGGACAUGCGGGUGAAACCAAUCCUCAAAAAGAACCCAAGAACGACUCCGCAAGGAGCCCGUCCCGUAACGUGUCUUGCGACAUCAGCGAAGAUUCUUAACAGAAUCCUAGCUGAAAGAAACAAGUUCACCUACGAGAUGGUAGUUCAUGACGCUCAACACGCGUACCGGUCAGGGAGAUCACACUGGACAGCCUUGGGAGAACUUGUAAGCCAGGUUGCCUCAAGGGGGAAGUGUUCUGUCACGUUUUUAGACAUGUCUAAGGCGUUUGACAGAGUCUCGAGGGUCGCACUUGAGCGCGCGCUUCACAGAUGGGGACUUCCCCGGAAUGAAGCCGAACUCAUCAUUGCACAAUAUGACGGGUGUGAGGUCUUCGUGGAGCUUAAUGGAAAGGCUGCUCGUCCCUUCAACCACACGAAUGGAAUUCGACAAGGCUGCACUCUGAGUGGAAUCUUGUGGAACCUCGUGAUGGCUGAAGUGCACGAGAAAGUCGAAGAAAUACUCCCCAAUGGUAAACAUGCGCUCAUUUCCUAUGCGGAUGACCUGAUUAUCAUUGGGAAAACGAAGAUCGAAACACAAGUAGUCAAGAGAGCGAUCAAGGAAGCGCUUCUAGAAGCAAACCUGAUCCUCAACGACCAGAAAGAAGCCACACAACAGUUUGAUGUGGAUGGGGCACCUCACCCAGUGGAGUGGCUCGGAGUCAUCUUGACGACGAACCUCACCUGGGAGGAGGAAGCAGCAAGCCGGGUCAAGAAAGCGAAGCAAGCUUCGGACACGGUCAAGCGUGUCUGCCGCACGAACUCAAUCAGGAUUGCUACCAAACCAAUGAUCAACGUGCUUCAAGCCAUGGUGGCCACCCAUGUCACCACGGGCAGACACGUUGUGAAGUUUGACAGUGAUCAAGCUAGGAGGCUACAGAAUGCACUGAUGGAGGCGAUUCUUGACAACACCAAUCUCAGUGCAGCUGCAGCGCUCGGUGCGGCAGAGGCCAUUUGGAAUGGCACUGAUUUCGAACUCUCAGAGGAGGAGGCCCAGGCCACCGAGUCUGAAAGUAGUAAUCAGGACGCUGGAACCCUUCCGAUCGACCUUACGACACGCGAAACGAAAAAGAAGAAGGUCGUUCGGAAGAUACCGCAGUCGAAGAUCUCUGCCAACAUCUUGGGAACGGAGAUUUACCUUGCCCCAACACAACAACAGAUCCGCGAGCGGCAGAAGGUCAUUAAUCAGAAAUCCGACAACGAGGAACCUUCAUCGAAUGAAGAACCACAGCCUCGGACCAGAAGAAGAACUUCUGGUGGACUGUACGAUCUGCCACCGCAAGCUGAACAGCAGAGGCUUCUCAAGGCACCUGUGCAUCGACCCUCUGAAGACAGCGGACUACAUAAAGUGCUCAUACUGCGUCAACCACUACAGCAAGUAUGCCAUCCAGAACCAUGA
Molecule: messenger RNA, 3726 nt
Organism: Condylostylus longicornis
Lineage: Eukaryota; Metazoa; Arthropoda; Insecta; Diptera; Dolichopodidae
Exons: 3
Coding region: 1-3726 (1241 amino acids)
Molecular function (GO): catalytic activity
Source: RefSeq, a predicted model, not a curated record